Messenger RNA from Eublepharis macularius, 1883 nucleotides. It is a transcript of the gene COX15, whose product is annotated as cytochrome c oxidase assembly protein COX15 homolog. Gene Ontology annotation, molecular function: oxidoreductase activity, acting on NAD(P)H, heme protein as acceptor. Gene Ontology annotation, biological process: heme A biosynthetic process. Gene Ontology annotation, cellular component: mitochondrial inner membrane. The record is from RefSeq and is a predicted model, not a curated record. The coding region runs from base 83 to 1309 and encodes 408 amino acids. NCBI's taxonomy places the organism in Eukaryota, Metazoa, Chordata, Lepidosauria, Squamata, Eublepharidae. The transcript has 9 exons.
GCGAUGCCCUCUUGCGUUCCGGAAACGCUUGUGAGCGCUCGUGUGUUAGAAAGAAACUGCUUCCAGGUUGUUUGGAGAAGCGAUGCUGCUGCGAACUUUCCUUGGAGGAGCUCGGCUUGCGUUAGCCCCUCGUAGAGGAGGAGGAGCCUUCCCUGGCAAGCAAUGUCUUCGGUGGUGGCAACCCCCACAAAUAUGGACACAACACAGCACAUUGUCAGAAGUGGCUUCCCACCCCAGAUUGGCAGUACCAGUUGUCCCCAGUGCUGUGAGAGAUCAAACCAUAGGCCGCUGGCUCCUAAUCUGCAGUGGGACUGUGGCUGGAGCUGUGGUGCUCGGUGGUAUCACUAGACUGACAGAGUCUGGUCUUUCCAUGGUGGACUGGCACCUGAUACGGGAGAUGAAGCCUCCACGGACACAGCAGGAGUGGGAGACAGAAUUCCAAAAGUACCAGCAAUUUCCAGAAUUCAAAAUCCUGAACCAUGACAUGACACUGACGGAGUUCAAAUUCAUCUGGUACAUGGAGUAUUCACAUCGUAUGUGGGGACGGCUGGUAGGGCUGGCUUACAUCAUCCCAGCAGCCUACUUCUGGAGGAAGGGCUACUUGAACCGAUCCCUGAAAGGUCGUGUCCUUGCCCUCUGUGGGCUAGUCUGCUUCCAGGGUCUGUUGGGCUGGUACAUGGUCAAAAGUGGACUAGAGGAAAAAACAGACAGUCAUGAUAUCCCUCGGGUCAGUCAGUAUCGUCUAGCUGCACACUUGGGCUCUGCACUUGUUCUUUACUGCUCCAGCCUUUGGACCAGUCUUUCAUUGCUGCUACCACAGCACAAGUUACCUGAAACACACCAACUUCUACGCUUGAGAAGGUUCACUUAUGGAACAGCAGGCCUUGUUUUUCUCACUGCUCUUUCAGGGGCAUUUGUGGCAGGACUGGAUGCUGGCCUUGUAUAUAAUUCCUUCCCCAAGAUGGGAGAACGCUGGAUCCCUGAUGAUCUCCUUGCCUUUUCUCCAUGGCUGAAGAAUAUUUUUGAGAAUCCCACAACUGUGCAGUUUGAUCACAGAAUCCUGGGAAUCUCAUCAGUCACAGCCAUCACAGGUCUGUACUUGCUGUCCAGGAAGAUCCCUCUCCCACGCAGGACUAGGAUGGCAGUGGCUUCUUUACUGGCUGUGGCAUACCUCCAGGUUGCCCUGGGUAUCAGCACACUACUCCUGUAUGUCCCAACUCCUUUAGCAGCCACUCAUCAGUCAGGGUCCUUGAUUCUGCUUAGCGUGGCUCUUUGGCUUAUUCAUGAACUUAGGAGGAUCCCUAAAUAGCUCUGCUGUCCCAGAUAGAACAUUUCAUUGGGCCUGAGGGCUCAGGGAUGCUGUCUUCACAACCUGUGCUGUAUGAGCCUCUUCCUGGAGCACCCGAUUUGGUCAGAGGACAGUUCAGAGUGGAACCUUGACUUCAUGAUCGGGAGCACUUCGUUGCAAAAAGUGAUUAACACAAACUUCUGUUUGUCCAGCUGUAUCUGCGUUGUUUGUUCAGGAAUGCGCAGGUGACAAAGCUACUUCUACGUGUUGAAGAAUCAAGGUGAUCUUUGCUGUGCCUCAGAUCCUGGUUUGUCAUUUGGCUGGGGCUGCAGCCAGCAGCUAAUCUCUGUUGUGUUUCUUUCUAGAAUCUAUAGAGGAAUGAAAUGAUAGGAGCACUGUAAAAUUAAGGGAGAGUUAACCUUGGGUUCUAGAUGAAUAAUGGAGUGCUGUGUAUGUUUGAGUUUUACAAUGCAUGGGGGUAGUGCAUGUUGGAGCAUAGAGAGCAGGGCCAUGCUAAACUUGAAGUGAAUAAUGUACUGUCAUAUUUAUGUUUUGAACAAUCACAUUUUCUUUUUAAUAAAAAAAAUGAAAUGCC